ACCUUACCUUUACCGUGAACCAGCAUCGCACACAAAGAUAAAGAUAUGAACAGACUGUGAGAUGGUUCCUCAACCAUAACUCCUAAACCCUUUGAUAUCUACACAGAUAUCGUAGUUUGUGAUGGAGAACUUAACUUUCAAAGAAGCCACAUUGCAGGAUUAUGAUGCUGUGAUGGCAAUCAAUGACAACAUUUAUGGCGGCCUAGACUACCUUCCUGACUAUUAUAAACUCUUCAUGACAAUGCCGUCCAUGACAGCCUUUCUGGCAGAAAAGAAGGGUGAGACUGUGGCUUUCUGCAUUGCUCAGAUACUGGACAAUGAAACCACCUUAGUGCUGAGAGCCGCUCGCGUCAAGGAAGUCUACCAGGGGAAAGGGAUUCUAAAAGAAUUGACAGCACAUCUGAAGAGAAAAAUGAAACAGAUGUAUCCAACAAUACAAAGAAGAUGCAUUGUUACACUUCAAACCGUUGGAGACGAGAAGCCAUUUCCCACUGGAUAUGUUCAGAUUUGUAAAAAGCGAAUGCUUAGUUUUUAUCAGCAAGCGUCAAUCAUAGAAAAAAAGUUGAUGGAAAUGGGAGAGUCUGCUGGAGGAAUUGAUGUGCAUCAACUGGGGUCCGAAGAGCUACAGCAGCUGCUUGGAUCAAAAUGGGCUUUAAAUUUGUUUCCGAAGGAAAAGGUCAUAAUCAACUGGGUCCCUUAUUCCAUCAUACCAAGUAAUGGACCAAUCAUAGCAACAGAAAGUGAUGCCUUCCUGACACAUGAAGAAAAUAAGGAUAAAGCAGAGCAAAGUCCUGAUGUCUUCAGUGCAGUUAAUUUCAUCUUUUGCAAAAAAAUUGGGCUGCGACUCAGUCUUGAUCUUUAUGGCAUACGCCAAUCCAAUAUGGCUGUCGUCAAAGAGCACAUUGUACAUCAUGCGCGGAAUGCAGUCUUCAAGGCCAAAGAAGCUGGGUGUGAGGGCAUACAUGUUGAGUUGUACGUAGAAGUUGAUGCCCCUUUGGAAGAACUGCUGGGCAUUACCUCCAGUCUGGAACUGAAGUCAAGUGACUUCUUUGUCAUGAAUAAGGAAAAGUAUGUCUACCUUCUAGAAGCAGUGUUGUAAACUUACCCUGAAGAGGUGCAUAUGGUGUCUUUUUCGACGACAUUUCAACUGUUUUUUGACAUCAUCCAAAAUGCCCUCAAUGGGCUCUAAACUAAAUCUUUGACAUUUUGAAAGUCAAAAAAAGGAUCAUAGUGACAGUUUCAAAUUUAAGUCAAAAUGUAUUUAUCAGCAAGGCGAAUGCAGUUUUGUAAAAAAAAAUAUUUUAGUGUAAACAGUAAGAUGCGCUGUAAUACAGCAAAACAGGAAAGAUGAUCCUUUAAGAACAAGGUAGUAAAACAGGUAAAUAUUAUGAAAUAAAUGAAGUGUGGAGUAAUGAUCCAAGUUCAUUUCCAAACAAAUGAAAGGUAUGUUGCUAUUUUAGCACUACUGAUGAGCACAUUUCUAUUUUUCCAAUCCAAUCCUUUACCUCUUAAGGCACAAAGGGCAAUUUCCAGUUUCAAAAAUAAUUUGAUCAAAUCAUUGAUCACCAGUUUAUGCUAAAAAAUAAUUCACAGUAAAAUCAAUUACUUUUAAGCACCAUCGACAUAAAUAAAAAUCAAAUAUCCAAAAUUAUAUAAAAUACCAUGUAAGAUGCCAUCAGUUAAAACUAGAGGA
This is a messenger RNA of Lingula anatina, 1693 nucleotides long. RefSeq names its product histidine N-acetyltransferase-like. The record is from RefSeq and is a predicted model, not a curated record. Lineage: Eukaryota; Metazoa; Brachiopoda; Lingulata; Lingulida; Lingulidae.